GGUCCCUGGUCUCCCUGGGGAGCCUGGGAUCAGCACUGCCAUAUGCAAAGUCCGUGUGUCCGUGGAGGGGUACCUACGUGGAAUGGGGUCUGUCCUACAUUUCCCACCUAUUUUCAGUUUGUUAUCCUUUCUAGAGGACUGAGCAAACACAGGUCGUAUAUCUGGGUUUGGUGCCUGUUUAUUUGGGGAUCAUUUUAUUCUGUCAUUGGUUUUAUAAUCCAGUUACUGUGGGUUUUGCCUUCCUCAUGGAUUGAGAUGGCAGACGUAUUGAAGAGGAAGCCUGUGAAGAGGUAUUACUCUUUUUCUGGUACCUCUCGGAAGGAUUCCGUGAAGGCACUGAGGUUUUCAAGGUCAUUGAACCUCAAAAGAACCACUUCAGGAAUCAGCAAAAGGCAGCUGGUAGCAGUGUUUGAUGAGCAAGAUCCACAUCAUGGAGGUGAUGGCACCAGUGCCAGUUCCACAGGCACCCAGAGUCCAGAGAUAUUUGGCAGUGAGCUUGGCACCAACAAUGUUUCAGCCUUUCAGCCUUAUCAAGCAACAAGUGAAAUUGAGGUCACACCUUCAGUCCUUCGUGCAAAUAUGCCUCUUCAUGUUCGGCGAAGUAGUGACCCGGCUUUAAUUGGCCUCUCAACUUCUGUCAGUGAGAAUAAUUUUUCCUCUGAAGAGCCUUCACGGAAAAACCCCACACGCUGGUCAACAACAGCUGGCUUCCUCAAGCCAAACACUGCUGGUAGCCCUAAAACCUGUGACAGGAAGAAAGAUGAAAACUACAGAAGCCUCCCACGGGAUACUAGUAACUGGUCUGAGCAAUUUCAGAGAGACAGUGCGCGCUCGUCUCUGAGUGCCAGUCACCCAAUGGUGGACAAAUGGCUGGAGAAGCAAGAACAGGAUGAGGAUGGUACAGAAGAAGACAACAGCCGUGUUGAACCGGUCGGACAUGCUGACACUGGUUUGGAGAACGUACCCAGCUUUUGUCUGGAUGAUAUGGUAAAGCUCGUACAAGUCUCCAACGAUGGAGGGCCUCUGGGAAUCCAUGUAGUGCCUUUCAGUGCUCGAGGCGGCAGAACCCUGGGGUUAUUAGUAAAACGAUUGGAGAAAGGUGGUAAAGCUGAACAAGAAAACCUUUUUCAUGAAAAUGAUUGCAUUGUGAGGAUUAAUGAUGGUGACCUUCGAAAUAGAAGAUUUGAACAAGCACAACAUAUGUUUCGCCAAGCCAUGCGUACACCCAUCAUUUGGUUCCAUGUGGUUCCUGCAGCAAAUAAAGAACAGUAUGAACAACUAUCCCAAAGUGAGAAGAACAAUUACUAUUCAAGCCGCUUCAGCCCUGACAGCCAGCAUCCUGACAACAGGAGUGUGAACAGCGCGGGGCUGCAGGCGAUGCAGAGAGCGCCCCGGCCGGCCCACCCGCCCGAGCAGACAGACCCUCACCCCCGACUUCUACCUCAGAGCGCACACCCCCCAGGAAAGCCGCCAUCAGCUCCGGCCCCAGCACCACAAAAUGUAUUUAGUACCAGCAUCAGCAGUGGUUAUAACACCAAAAAAAUAGGCAAGAGGCUUAAUAUCCAGCUUAAGAAAGGUACAGAAGGUUUGGGAUUCAGCAUCACAUCCCGAGAUGUGACAAUAGGUAGCUCAGCUCCAAUUUAUGUGAAAAACAUCCUCCCAAGAGGGGCGGCAAUUCAAGAUGGCAGACUUAAGGCAGGAGAUAGACUUAUAGAGGUAAAUGGAGUAGAUAUAGCAGGCAAAUCCCAAGAGGAAGUUGUUUCCCUGUUGAGAAGCACCAAGAUGGAAGGAACUGUGAGCCUUCUGGUCUUUCGCCAAGAAGAUGCCUUCCACCCCAGGGAACUGAAUGCAGAGCCAAGCCAGAUGCAGAUUCCAAAAGACACGAAAGCAGAAGACGAGGAUAUUGUUCUCACGCCUGAUGGCACCAGGGAAUUUCUGACAUUUGAAGUUCCACUUAAUGAUUCAGGAUCAGCCGGUCUCGGUGUCAGUGUCAAAGGUAACCGGUCAAAAGAGAACCACGCGGAUCUGGGAAUCUUUGUCAAGUCCAUUAUUAAUGGAGGAGCAGCCUCUAAAGAUGGAAGGCUUCGGGUGAAUGAUCAACUGAUAGCAGUGAAUGGCGAAUCCCUGUUGGGCAAGACGAACCAAGACGCCAUGGAAACCCUCAGAAGGUCUAUGUCCACCGAAGGGAACAAGCGAGGAAUGAUCCAGCUUAUUGUCGCAAGGCGAAUCAGCAAGUGCAAUGAGCUAAAGUCACCUGGGAGCCCCUCUGGACCUGAGCUGCCCAUUGAAACGGUGUUGGACGAUAGAGAACGAAGAAUUUCCCAUUCUCUCUACAGUGGGAUUGAGGGCCUUGACGAAUCACCCACCAGAAACGCUGCUCUCAGUAGGAUAAUGGGUGAGUCAGGUAAAUACCAGCUGUCCCCCACAGUGAAUAUGCCCCAAGAUGACACUGUCAUCAUAGAAGAUGACAGGUUGCCAGUGCUUCCUCCGCAUCUCUCUGACCAGUCAUCUUCCAGCUCCCAUGAUGAUGUGGGGUUCGUGACGACGGAGACUGGCACGUGGGUUAAGGCUGCAAUCAGCGAUUCAGCAGAGUGCUCUUUGAGUCCGGAUGUUGAUCCUGUUCUUGCUUUUCAACGAGAAGGAUUUGGACGACAGAGUAUGUCAGAAAAACGCACAAAGCAAUUUUCAGAUGCCAGUCAAUUGGAUUUUGUUAAAACGCGAAAAUCAAAAAGCAUGGAUUUAGGUAUAGCUGACGAGACUAAACUCAAUACAGUGGAUGACCAGAAGGCAGGUUCGCCCAGCAGAGACGUGGGGCCCUCCCUCGGUCUGAAAAAGUCAAGCUCGUUAGAGAGUCUGCAGACAGCUGUCGCUGAGGUGACUUUGAAUGGGGAUAUUCCUUUCCACCGCCCACGGCCACGGAUAAUCAGGGGCAGGGGAUGCAAUGAGAGCUUCAGAGCUGCCAUCGACAAGUCUUAUGAUAAACCUUCAAUGGAUGACGAUGAUGAAGGCAUGGAGACGUUGGAAGAAGACACAGAGGAGAGUUCACGAUCAGGGAGAGAGUCUGUAUCCACAGCCAGCGACCAGCCUUCACAUUCUCUGGAGAGACAAAUGAAUGGAAACCAAGAGAAAGGUGAUAAGACUGAGAGGAGAAAGGAUAAAACUGGAAAAGAGAAAAAGAGAGAGAGAGAGAAGGAAAAGGAUAAAAUGAAAGCCAAGAAGGGAAUGCUCAAGGGUUUGGGAGACAUGUUCAGGUUUGGCAAACAUCGAAAAGAUGACAAGAUUGAGAAAACGGGUAAAAUAAAAAUACAGGACUCCCUUACAUCAGAAGAGGAGAGAAUACGAAUGAAGCAGGAACAGGAGAGGAUUCAAGCCAAAACUCGAGAAUUUAGAGAGCGACAAGCUCGAGAGCGUGACUAUGCUGAAAUCCAAGAUUUUCACCGGACAUUUGGCUGUGAUGAUGAGUUGAUGUACGGGGGAAUGUCUUCCUAUGAAGGUCCCAUGGCUCUCAACGCCAGACCCCAGAGCCCAAGAGAAGGACAUAUGAUGGAUGCUUUGUAUGCCCAAGUGAAGAAGCCGCGGAAUUCCAAACCUGCACCCGUAGAAAGCAACAGAUCAACUCCUAGCAACCACGAUCGGAUACAGCGUCUACGGCAAGAAUUUCAGCAAGCAAAGCAGGAUGAAGAUGGAGAAGACCGAAGACGUACCUAUAGCUUUGAACAACCCUGGCCCGGCUCCCGACCGGCGGCGCAGAGCGGCAGGCACUCGGUGUCCGUGGAGGUGCAGAUGCAGCGCCAGCGGCAGGAGGAGCGCGAGAGCUUCCGGCAGGCGCAGCGCCAGUACAGCUCGCUGCCCCGGCAAAGCAGGAAGAAUGCCAGCUCUGUCUCCCAGGAUUCUUGGGAGCAGAACUACUCCCCGGGGGAAGGCUUCCAGAGUGCCAAGGAGAACCCCAGGUACUCCAGCUACCAAGGCUCCAGGAAUGGCUACCUGGGCGGGCACGGCUUCAACGCCAGGGUGAUGCUGGAGACCCAGGAGCUCCUUCGCCAGGAACAGAGGCGGAAAGAGCAACAGAUGAAGAAACAGCCUCCUCCUCCUGAGGGGCUCAACAACUAUGACUCGUAUAAGAAAGUCCAGGACCCCAGUUACGCCCCUGCCAAGGGGCCCUUCCGGCAGGAUGUGCCCCCCUCCCCUUCUCAGGUCGCUAGGCUGAAUAGACUCCAGACUCCUGAGAAAGGGAGGCCUUUCUACUCCUGAGUAGGAGAAGAGCGGAUGCUUCAUGUUAGGCAAUAAAGGACAUUUUCCUAUGAAGACUUGUAUUUUGGGAGUUUUUUUAAAACCUCGAUGGUACUAUGGAAUAUUUGUGUUGUUGGUAUCAGUGCCUUUAAGCAGUAUGGACAAAGAAAUGGAAGGCCUUAAUGUCUUUGCCACCAUGUCUCAAGUGUCCAUUUCAUGGAAGAAUUUCCCACCAUCUGACAAUCAUCUUUUUGAGGCAUUCGUAUCCUCUGCAUCUCUCUGGAGAACCAGGAAUCUUGGCCCAAAUCAUGAGAUGUCAUGGCUUUGUGUUAUAGCCCCUACAACUGUGGUGACAAAUUACCUUGAAGUUGAGGGGGAUGUUGAUCCCUCUUUUGUCUCUUUAAGUUUUCUUAGAUGUGAGGCGACAUUGCAGUCUCCUCCUGGAUGCAAGUGGUGACAUACACCAGAAAUUGAGGCUUGACGGUACAUCACAGCAGUCAUUUAUAAUACUUUGUAAUUAGUAUGGUUUCCCUUUUCCGUCUCAGCUUCUUGUAACAGGAAGGUUCCUUCAUCCUAUUAAAGAUGCUAAGCCAUAUUCCAACACUGUCUGGUUAUCAUGGGGUCCUUUUAUAAUUGCCUUAUGACUCAACAUCACCAGUAAAGUGAUCAUUCUAGUCUGUGUUCAUAUGUACGCCUGUUCAGUCACGUUCCUAACACAUGUCUUGAGUCACCACAGCUCUGUGUGGGGAACGUGGGAGAUGGGAGUGACCCUGGAGGGGACGGACCGGGCCUGCUGACAGCCCUUGUGUAUCAUGAUGUGGGAGGUGGUAGCUGAGAAAAGAAUUCUCCCAGGGUGAGCUUCUGGCCCAGUACAUCCAAGUAAUUAUUUUAAUUAGUUUUUGUUUGACAGGUUGGCAGGAAGGGCAUAGAUAAAUCAGACAGUUGUUUGGGAUUCUAAAAACUCAUCUGCUUUCCACAGUUUUUAAAGUUGGUUACAAUUGACAUUUGUCUAGUGCAUCCACGUGCUGUCUCUGCCUGGUGAUGCCGUCCAUGCUACUAAAUAAUUCUGCCAUGAAAUGGAAAAGACAAAUAAAGGAAAAGCCAUUACACAUCACACAGAGAACAUCUUGGGUCCCAAAACAGUGUGACAAAAGAUUGCUCUCGUGUCAGUAUUUUAACGUACAUGUGGGUCACGAGAGCCUUGGUUGCUCCUGGGUUGUCAUCUGUUGGCUGAACGUCAUGUAUCGUAAACCACGGCUGCAUUACUAAAGUGCCUGCAAAUCUCGAUGUGCAAAAAGCUUGAGACGAAAGCUCAGCGUACCAUGUAUUAACAAAAAAGAAAAGGAAAAAAAUACAUAUACUGAUAUGCCUAUUUUUUUUUAUUGGCACAUUGUAUUUUUGUGUCCACUUGUUUCUAGAAAAUAUGUGAAGUGUCCAUACACGUACCUGUGUCUCUUUUGCAUUUCUGUGUAACAAUUCUGUUUGUUCAUAAUGUGAGGCGAUGUUUAAAUGGUGUCACCAGUGUAAGCGUGGUGACCUUCGAUGACAGUGGCUCUUUCUCACAGCCUUCCCUGAGCUGUGAGAAACAGCUUUCCCUGUAUAUAUGAGACUUCUAAUAAAGGCAUAUUUCUUCCUG
Molecule: messenger RNA, 5866 nt
Organism: Ceratotherium simum simum (southern white rhinoceros)
Lineage: Eukaryota; Metazoa; Chordata; Mammalia; Perissodactyla; Rhinocerotidae
Source: RefSeq, a predicted model, not a curated record